AGACUUCCACUCCAAAACCACCCGACGAUUCCUGCGGAAAACUUCUCCCAAACCUCCAACCCACUUGUCUCCAUCGCACAAACAACGCGGCUGGUUGGCCUUGGCAGGACCAACGUCGCCCUAGGGUGAAAUAGUCGCUAGCAGAGAAGGAGGUAGAACCGAGAGAGCGUCGGAGGAGAACCUACCAGCGACCACCCAACCGGCAGCCAUGAGUAAAGAUUCGCUUGGGGAAAUUGACUGCCUUAGGUGAAAAACACGUUUUCAGGGGAUUUGCACGACUGGAUCAAGUAUCGUGAGGUCGUGACUCUGAGAGAGAUGGCGUUGCUCCAUGAUUUUAGGCGGCAAACAAUUGCAGCAUUGCCCCUGGCGAGUGCGAGGAAUGGAUACAUACUCACUUCCAUAUUCUAGCAUAGCUUGGCUUCGGGCUUCGGGUAUAAGGGACCCAUGCUUGCCGACCCGAAAUCCAAGUCUUUCGAGAGCGCCUUUCUGGACUGAUACUUUGACCGGCCGAGCGCGGGUACAUUUGGUCGAACCUGCGGACAAACCCUUUGUUACUUAAUAAAGCCGGCGGCCAAUUAGUAUGCACUUCAUUGUUGUUGUUGUUGUUGUUAUUAUUAUUAUUAUUAAGUUUGGACGUGUUGUGUAGUCGUAAUGCAAUUACUAAGUUAAGGCUGUUUGGUUUAUGUUGGGCCUGUUUGGGAAUAACGUUAGAGAUUAGCGUUAGCGUUUUGGAUAAAAUUUUCACGGUGCAGAUCACUUUGAAAACGCUAACGCUAAACGCUGCCCGUAGAUAGUUUUUUCAAAACGCUAACGCUGUUCCCAAA
Cuscuta campestris is the source of this 824-nucleotide messenger RNA. The record is from the annotation of a GenBank genome assembly. NCBI's taxonomy places the organism in Eukaryota, Viridiplantae, Streptophyta, Magnoliopsida, Solanales, Convolvulaceae.